AUGCAUAAGUGGAAACAUAAAAUUUCAAGACUUUAUAAAUUAAAUAAUAAAAUAAUGAAGAUUGAUAUUUCUGAUGUACAUGAAGCAUCAUAAGCCUUGUUAGGAAUAAGUUAAGAAUUAACAAAUUGUGGAAAAUUAGAAUAAAUUCUUUUAAAUGUUUGUGUUGAUUAUUCUGAGUAAUAAUAUGAGGAUUUAGGAAAAGCAAUCAAAUAAUGCAAGAUGAUUAACCUAUUCAUAAAUAAUCCAUUUCAUACUCCUAAUCUUAAAAAAUUUAUUAAGUAGAUUUCUUAUUUAAAUAAAGUAGAGCUUUUAGAAUUAUAUUUAUAAUAAAAUUGGUAUAAUAAGAAUCUAUCUUUGUAUUUCGAAAAUUUGCAAGAAAUAGCCAAACUUUCUAAUUUAAAGACUUUAAUAAUAUCAUUAAAUAAUUCAAGAGAAUUUAUUAACAUGAAAUCUGAUGUUAAAAAAAUCUAAUAAUUUGGUGAUCAAAUUUCUAAUUUAAAAAAUCUAAUAUACAUUAAAAUAGAUUUUGGACCAAUAAACACCUACAAUAAAUAUAGUGGAGUAGAAUUAGAUAAUUAAAUUAUCUUACCACUUAGAUCUUUUUUUAUUAAAAAUAAAAAAAUCAUAUUAAUCAAAAUAAGUUAUAAUAGAUUUGAUCCAUAUGAGGGUUCAACUUAUGAAUGA
Molecule: messenger RNA, 684 nt
Organism: Tetrahymena thermophila SB210
Lineage: Eukaryota; Ciliophora; Oligohymenophorea; Hymenostomatida; Tetrahymenidae
Exons: 1
Source: RefSeq, a predicted model, not a curated record